UGCAAAUAUCGUAAUAGAGGAAAAAUGAGUUCAAUUGUUUCGAACUCCCAAGGAAUGCUCCAACCAGGAGGCUAUGAAUCGCGGAAUGGUGGCACUUUGGGCUCUGUUGGGCCUCCUGAACCAGAUUUUGGUGGAAGUGAUGAAGCAGAGUUGGUUUCUGUUUCUUGGAAUCAGGAUUACAGCUGUUUUGCUUCUGGCACGAGCCAUGGUUUUCGGAUUUACAACUGUGAACCUUUCAAGGAAACUUUCAGGCGAGAGCUGAAGGAUGGUGGGUUUAAAAUUGUGGAGAUGCUUUUCCGGAGUAAUAUCUUGGCACUCGUUGGUGGUGGACCUAACUCUCAGUACCCUUCAAACAAAGUGUUGAUUUGGGAUGAUCACCAGAGCCGCUGCAUCAGUGAGUUUUCUUUUGGGUCGGAGAUUCGUGCUGUGAAGCUAAGAAGGGAUCGCAUUGUUGUUGUUCUUGAACACAAGAUAUAUGUCUACAACUUUAUGAACCUGAGACUCCUUCAUCAGAUUGAAAAUCUAGCAAAUCCAAGGGGACUAUGUUGCCUCUCUCAUCAUAUGAAUACAUCUGUGCUGGCCUGUCCAGGUGUUCGCAGAGGAGAGGUCCGGGUUGAACAUUUUGGGCUUAACAUGGUACAAAUCAUUAAUGCUCAUGACUCCAAUAUCGCGUGCAUGACCAUGACAUUGGAUGGAUUGCUUCUUGCAACUGCCAGUACAAAGGGGACUCUGAUCAGAAUUUUCAACACGAUGGAUGGAACUCGUCUGCAAGAGGUCCGAAGAGGAGUGGACAGAGCAGAUAUAUAUAGCAUUGCUCUUUCACCAAACGUGCAGUGGCUGGCAGUAUCAAGCGACAAGGGGACUGUUCACAUUUUCUCUCUUAGAGUGAGGGUUUCUGGGGAGGACUCACCCUCCACUGAACAUGAGAGUUCUUCAAAUUCCCUGCAGGCUCUUGUUUCUCCAGCCGCUGGUGUCAACCCCGGUUCUUCAUUGUCAUUUCUGAGAGGUACGGUAGAAAAUAGGAGACAUCUGGGAAAAAAUGACUGUUACCAUGAAGAGUUCUGCCAAGAUAUUUCAGCUCGGAAUGGUCAUUUGCUCAGUUCCAUGUACCAGACGUCACCCAAUUCUUUGCAGCAUUUGGUGCUCGCAACACAAUUGCCAUUAUCGGCAUGGACGGAAGGUAAUAAUAAGCGUUAUGCCCGUCUGAUUUAUCGGCCUUGCAGCUUCUACAGGUGCAAUUUCGAUCCAGUGAACGGAGGAGAGAUGACCCAGCUUGAAUAUAACCGCUUUCUGAAGCCGGAGAUCCUAAGAUAG
Thlaspi arvense is the source of this 1314-nucleotide messenger RNA. The record is from the annotation of a GenBank genome assembly. NCBI's taxonomy places the organism in Eukaryota, Viridiplantae, Streptophyta, Magnoliopsida, Brassicales, Brassicaceae.